This is a messenger RNA of Trichomycterus rosablanca, 1736 nucleotides long. RefSeq lists its product as uncharacterized. NCBI's taxonomy places the organism in Eukaryota, Metazoa, Chordata, Actinopteri, Siluriformes, Trichomycteridae. The coding region runs from base 408 to 1166 and encodes 252 amino acids. The record is from RefSeq and is a predicted model, not a curated record. The transcript has 3 exons.
CAGCAACAACAACAGCAGAACAGAACGCACGAGUGUGCCAAUAACUAAUGCGCUGUUUUAUAGCGCGCCCAUAAUACGCUGCCGAGAUCGGGCAGCGUAACAUGAUCAUACUGAGAGUGUUUGUAGAUGCAGCAAACAAGUUGUACUGGGAUUCAGCUCUCACCAUCCCGGUGACAGAGGUGUUAUAUCAACCUCAGGGUCCGGUGACAAAGGUGUUAUGUUAACCUCAAGGUUCUGUUGCCCUGUAUCUUGACAAGGCCUUGACAAUCCAGCUCACCCUCAACAAAAUCACAUGUACAGGUGCAGGUUCCACCGGUAUUCCUUCUCCAACCACCACAGCUCUGCUAUCCCCUGCCACCCCUACCAGCCUCCUUCCUUCCUCUGGCUGGCCUACCUUUGAUACAGAAAUGCCUCCAACGACCACUGAGUCUGCUCCUGCUGUUCCUCCUCCUCUUCCUCCUCCACAUCAGGUCUUUACCAGAGAACAGACUCUGUUCCUAAUUGACUUGAUGCGUGAGCACCUGACUAGCAGUGAUGCAGAUUUGCCAAAAUCUUUGGCUGAGUUGGGGGCUAGAGUGCGAAUGGCACGUGGCCAAAAAAGGCUGUUUUGGAUGGAAAUAGCACAGAAAGUAACCGAGCUGUUUAAUUUGCGGUUUGAUCAGGCAAAAGUUGCAAGAAAGUGGGCAACCCUAGAGGAUGCUUUCAAAAAAAUAAAAGACAACAACAAAUCAACAGGCAGGGGUGUCGUGAAGUUUGAAUUCUAUGAUGAAAUGGAAGCACUGAUUGGAGGAAAACUUGAUGUUGACUUCCCAGUCAUAGGCACUGCAAGGGGUGUGGAGAUCAAGAAACCAGAGACACUUAUACGGGAUACUUCACGGCCCAGUUCUCCUUGGCUGAGUGAGCUGUCCUCACAUAGUUCCUCAACCACUGCCAGCAGGCCAUCAUCUCCAGAGCCUUCAGCUUCCUCUGAAUCCUCAAGUGCAUCCACCAUUGCUUCUGCAAGUCAUCACAGGAAGAAAAAGCAUGUUGGGUGGCAUGAUCAAGUUCUUCAGUUCCUAAUGGAAUCCGAGGAAUCCGAGAGGCGACAUGAGGAGAUCAUGCAUCAGAUGAUUGCAUCACAGAAGUCUUUUGACAGCCUAAUACGUGGUCUUUUGGAAAAACAGUAAAGCUUACUCCUGCACGUAUUUGUAAAUAUGUUCUUUAGAGCUGUGUGCCAAACACUGUUAUUAAUGUAUUUUUAAAAAUGCUUGGUAUUCUCUUGGUUGUUCGAUGUGUAUUUGGAGCUGCUUUUGCACACUCGUAUUAAUAAGCAGUGGUACUGUUCAAACUAUUGGGAAUUUAAAGGUUGUUCUUAUUUGUUUUUUUUUUAUAAGGACCUAAUUUUGUCAUUUUAAAGUUUAGUAACUUUAUGUAAAUAUUUGUUUUCUUGUUUCCACAUUUGUAUUUAUAUUAUGUAUAUCUUCAUCCACUUAAUUAAAAUCAUUUAUUUGUUUCUUUGCUAAGUUAGAGACCUGUGUGUUUAUAUUUUUAAGAAGACUGGUCACAUAAUUUGAAAAUCCUUGUUUUAGUUAUCACAUUGCUAGUAAGCCAAGGACAUUUUUACCAAAUGUUGGUUAAAGUCUGGAAAACAGUUUCUGUUCAUUAUGAUACUACAGCAUUUUCUAACAGAUAACUGCCACAAAGUUGUUGACUCAACUUUAUGGGAAACCUUUUGAAAUAAAUGUCAAAUUAAUAUA